This is a messenger RNA of Naegleria gruberi, 1047 nucleotides long. RefSeq lists its product as uncharacterized. Lineage: Eukaryota; Heterolobosea; Eutetramitea; Acrasida; Naegleriidae. Gene Ontology annotation, molecular function: ferrous iron transmembrane transporter activity. Gene Ontology annotation, biological process: iron import into the mitochondrion. The coding region runs from base 1 to 1047 and encodes 348 amino acids. The record is from RefSeq and is a predicted model, not a curated record. Gene Ontology annotation, cellular component: mitochondrial membrane. The transcript has 3 exons.
AUGAAUAAUUAUAAUCAAGAUAAAUUAUCAAGGAGGAAGGAUCGUUCCACAGUGGAAGAGGAGGAAAUUAAUUCAACAAGUCGUUUAAAUCAAGGUGUAAAACAACCAGUUUAUUUGACACACGUUGAAGAAAUGGAAGAUAAUGAUGAAUUAAAAGGUAAUCCAAUGCAAUAUAUGACUGCUGGUGCUAUGGCCGGCUUAGUUGAACACGCAGUAAUGUAUCCAAUUGAUACUAUCAAGACUUAUGUUCAAUCGAGUAAUCAAGGAAUAUUUAAAAGUAUUAAAUCUAUUGGAGGAAUUCGUAAUUUUUAUAGUGGAUUGACUGUUGUGUUAUAUGGAGCUUUACCAUCUCAUGCAUUUUAUUUCACAACUUAUGAAGCUGUUAAAAAUAUUUUACAAGGACGUCAAACUCAAUAUGUUAAUGAUUGGAGUGUUAGUGCACUUGCUGGUAUUGCAGCAACUAUUGCACAUGAUGGUAUUGCAACUCCAACAGAUGUUAUUAAGCAACAUAUGCAAUUGAAAGGUCAUGUUCAAAAUUAUAAUUUAAUGAGUGCAACACGUGAAAUUUAUGCCACAAGAGGUCUUAGAGCAUUCUUUGUCAGUUUACCAACUACAAUUUUGAUGAAUAUUCCAUAUACUAGUUUCCACUUUGUGACUUAUGAAUAUAUGAAAAAGAAAUUAUUUGACCAUCAUGACCACGACCACCACGACCACGACCAUCACCACGAUGACCAUGAUCAUGACCACGAUGAAUGGAAACAUGUAAAGCAUUUCAUGGCAGGUGGUGCAGCAGGUGCAGUUGGUGGACUCGUUUCCAAUCCAUUUGAUGUUGUGAAAACUCUUUUACAAGUAGGUCAAGCAGAUACUGUUAAGGAAGCAAUUUCGUUAUUGAGGAAAGAAGAAGGAGGAUUACUUAAAAAUCUCUUUAGAGGAUCUAUACCUAGAGUUGUUUAUUUCACACCUUCAGCAGCUGUCACAUGGACAACUUAUGAAUAUAUCAAAUAUGUUUUCAGAUGGUACAAUACCAACAAUAAUCAAAAUAAAUAA